AUGAAAACGGCAUCACACACACACACACACACACGCAACAAGUAUGAAAACGGCAUCACACACACGCACGGCAACAAGUAUGAAAACGGCAUCACACACACACACACGCACGGCAACAAGUAUGAAAACGGCAUCACACACACGCACGGCAACAAGUAUGAAAACGGCAUCACACACACACACACACACGGCAACAAGUAUGAAAACGGCAUCACACACACGCACGGCAACAAGUAUGAAAACGGCAUCACACACACACACACGCACGGCAACAAGUAUGAAAACGGCAUCACACACACGCACGGCAACAAGUAUGAAAACGGCAUCACACACACGCACGGCAACAAGUAUGAAAACGGCAUCACACACACACACACGCACGGCAACAAGUAUGAAAACGGCAUCACACACACGCACGGCAACAAGUAUGAAAACGGCAUCACACACACACACACACACGGCAACAAGUAUGAAAACGGCAUCACACACACGCACGGCAACAAGUAUGAAAACGGCAUCACACACACACACACGCACGGCAACAAGUAUGAAAACGGCAUCACACACACGCACGGCAACAAGUAUGAAAACGGCAUCACACACACACACACACACGGCAACAAGUAUGAAAACGGCAUCACACACACGCACGGCAACAAGUAUGAAAACGGCAUCACACACACACACACGCACGGCAACAAGUAUGAAAACGGCAUCACACACACGCACGGCAACAAGUAUGAAAACGGCAUCACACACACACACACACACGGCAACAAGUAUGAAAACGGCAUCACACACACGCACGGCAACAAUAUGAAAAACGGCAUCACACACACGCACGGCAACAAGUAUGAAAACGGCAUCACACACACACACACGCACGGCAACAAGUAUGAAAACGGCAUCACACACACGCACGGCAACAAGUAUGAAAACGGCAUCACACACACGCACGGCAACAAGUAUGAAAACGGCAUCACACACACACACACACACGGCAACAAGUAUGAAAACGGCAUCACACACACGCACGGCAACAAGUAUGAAAACGGCAUCACACACACACACACGCACGGCAACAAGUAUGAAAACGGCAUCACACACACGCACGGCAACAAGUAUGAAAACGGCAUCACACACACACACACACACGGCAACAAGUAUGAAAACGGCAUCACACACACGCACGGCAACAAGUAUGAAAACGGCAUCACACACACGCACGGCAACAAGUAUGAAAACGGCAUCACACACACACACACGCACGGCAACAAGUAUGAAAACGGCAUCACACACACGCACGGCAACAAGUAUGAAAACGGCAUCACACACACACACACACACGGCAACAAGUAUGAAAACGGCAUCACACACACGCACGGCAACAAGUAUGAAAACGGCAUCACACACACACACACGCACGGCAACAAGUAUGAAAACGGCAUCACACACACGCACGGCAACAAGUAUGAAAACGGCAUCACACACACACACACACACGGCAACAAGUAUGAAAACGGCAUCACACACACGCACGGCAACAAGUAUGAAAACGGCAUCACACACACACACACGCACGGCAACAAGUAUGAAAACGGCAUCACACACACGCACGGCAACAAGUAUGAAAACGGCAUCACACACACGCACGGCAACAAGUAUGAAAACGGCAUCACACACACACACACGCACGGCAACAAGUAUGAAAACGGCAUCACACACACGCACGGCAACAAGUAUGAAAACGGCAUCACACACACACACACACACGGCAACAAGUAUGAAAACGGCAUCACACACACGCACGGCAACAAGUAUGAAAACGGCAUCACACACACACACACGCACGGCAACAAGUAUGAAAACGGCAUCACACACACGCACGGCAACAAGUAUGAAAACGGCAUCACACACACACACACACACGGCAACAAGUAUGAAAACGGCAUCACACACACGCACGGCAACAAGUAUGAAAACGGCAUCACACACACACACACGCACGGCAACAAGUAUGAAAACGGCAUCACACACACGCACGGCAACAAGUAUGAAAACGGCAUCACACACACACACACACACGGCAACAAGUAUGAAAACGGCAUCACACACACGCACGGCAACAAGUAUGAAAACGGCAUCACACACACGCACGGCAACAAGUAUGAAAACGGCAUCACACACACGCACGGCAACAAGUAUGAAAACGGCAUCACACACACACACACGCACGGCAACAAGUAUGAAAACGGCAUCACACACACGCACGGCAACAAAUCCACCUCGAGCAGCAGCGUGUCCCGAUCCCAGAACCUCCUGCUGAACAUCACUGCCCAGAGCGAGGCUGUGAGGAGGACCAUGAACCAAUCACACUUUUACACACUGGAGAACGCAGACACUGGAGAACGCAGACAUAGGAGAACGCAGACACAGGAGAACGCAGACACUGGAGAACGCAGACUCUGGAGAACGCAGACACAGGAGAAUGCAGACAUAGGAGAAUGCAGACACUGGAGAACGCAGACACUGGAGAACGCAGACACUGGAGAACGCAGACACUGGAGAACGCAGACACUGGAGAACGCAGACUCUGGAGAACGCAGACACAGGAGAACGCAGACACAGGAGAACGCAGACACAGGAGAACGCAGACACAGGAGAACGCAGACACAGGAGAACGCAGACUCUGGAGAACGCAGACACAGGAGAACGCAGACACAGGAGAACGCAGACACAGGAGAACGCAGACACAGGAGAACGCAGACACAGGAGAACGCAGACACAGGAGAACGCAGACACAGGAGAACGCAGACACAGGAGAACGCAGACACAGGAGAACGCAGACUCUGGAGAACGCAGACACUGGAGAACGCAGACUCUGGAGAACGCAGACACAGGAGAACGCAGACACAGGAGAACGCAGACACUUUUAGAACGCAGACUUUGGAGAACGCAAACUCUGGAGAACGCAGACACAGGAGAACGCAGACACAGGAGAACGCAGACACUUUUAGAACGCAGACACUUUUAGAACGCAGACACAGGAGAACGCAGACACAGGAGAACGCAGACACAGGAGAACGCAGACACAGGAGAACGCAGACACAGGAGAACGCAGACACAGGAGAACGCAGACACUGGAGAACGCAGACUCUGGAGAACGCAGACACUGGAGAACGCAGACACUGGAGAACGCAGACACUGGAGAACGCAGACACUGGAGAACGCAGACACUGGAGAACGCAGACUCUGGAGAACGCAGACACAGGAGAACGCAGACACAGGAGAACGCAGACACUGGAGAACGCAGACACAGGAGAACGCAGACACAGGAGAACGCAGACACAGGAGAACGCAGACACAGGAGAACGCAGACACAGGAGAACGCAGACACAGGAGAACGCAGACACAGGAGAACGCAGACACAGGAGAACGCAGACACUGGAGAACGCAGACACUGGAGAACGCAGACUCUGGAGAACGCAGACACAGGAGAACGCAGACACAGGAGAACGCAGACACAGGAGAACGCAGACACAGGAGAACGCAGACACAGGAGAACGCAGACACUGGAGAACGCAGACACUGGAGAACGCAGACACAGGAGAACGCAGACACUGGAGAACGCAGACUCUGGAGAACGCAGACACAGGAGAAUGCAGACAUAGGAGAACGCAGACACUGGAGAACGCAGACACUGGAGAACGCAGACACUGGAGAACGCAGACACUGGAGAACGCAGACACUGGAGAACGCAGACUCUGGAGAACGCAGACACAGGAGAACGCAGACACAGGAGAACGCAGACACAGGAGAACGCAGACACAGGAGAACGCAGACACAGGAGAACGCAGACUCUGGAGAACGCAGACACAGGAGAACGCAGACACAGGAGAACGCAGACACAGGAGAACGCAGACACAGGAGAACGCAGACACAGGAGAACGCAGACACAGGAGAACGCAGACACAGGAGAACGCAGACACAGGAGAACGCAGACACUGGAGAACGCAGACACUGGAGAACGCAGACACAGGAGAACGCAGACACAGGAGAACGCAGACACAGGAGAACGCAGACACAGGAGAACGCAGACACAGGAGAACGCAGACACAGGAGAACGCAGACUCUGGAGAACGCAGACACAGGAGAACGCAGACACAGGAGAACGCAGACACUGGAGAACGCAGACUUUGGAAAACGCAGACACAGGAGAACGCAGACACAGGAGAACGUAGACACAGGAGAACGCAGACACUGGAGAACGCAGACACUGGAGAACGCAGACACAGGAGAACGCAGACACAGGAGAACGCAGACUCUGGAGAACGCAGACACUGGAGAACGCAGACUCUGGAGAACGCAGACACAGGAGAACGCAGACACAGGAGAACGCAGACACUUUUAGAACGAGACUUUGGAGAACGCAAACUCUGGAGAACGCAGACACAGGAGAACGCAGACACAGGAGAACGCAGACACUUUUAG
Messenger RNA from Knipowitschia caucasica, 4491 nucleotides. The record is from the annotation of a GenBank genome assembly. NCBI's taxonomy places the organism in Eukaryota, Metazoa, Chordata, Actinopteri, Gobiiformes, Gobiidae.